AUGGGUCUCCUCAAAAACCUUCUUUACUUUUCUGUCCAUCCGAAUCAGUUGAGAGCAAUCUUACAAUGGAAGCUAUGGCACGACCCAGUUCAUACCAGAGAUCCAUCCAAGGAACCACAAUCUCUCAAAGAUUGCUUCAAGUACCUGGAAAUGACCAGUCGAAGUUUCAGUUCAGUUAUCCAAGAAUUGAACCCCGAAUUACUUGUUCCAGUUGCCCUCUUCUAUCUGAUUCUGCGAGGACUAGAUACCAUCGAGGACGAUAUGACAAUCCCAUUAGAGAAAAAGGAACCGUUAUUGAGAGCCUUCGAUGGCAUCAUUGAGGAGGAUGGAUGGACAUUCAACGGGAAUGGACCUAAAGAAAAGGAUCGAGAACUUUUGGUCCACUUCGACUGUGUCAUCACUGAAUUCAAGAAGUGCAAACCUGCUUAUAAGGACGUCAUCAAGGAUAUUACCAAGAAGAUGGGCAAUGGCAUGGCUGAUUAUGCGAAUAAUGCGGAACACAACAUCAAUGGUGUUAACACAAUCAAGGACUAUGAAUUAUACUGUCAUUAUGUGGCUGGUCUUGUGGGUGAUGGUUUGACAAGACUGUUUGUUGAGAGUAAGUUGGCAAACCCAGCUUUGCUCAAGAGACCAGAAUUGUCCGAGUCCAUGGGACAAUUCCUUCAAAAGACAAACAUCAUUCGUGAUAUUCGAGAGGAUUUUGAUGACAAGAGACGUUUUUGGCCUAAGGAAAUCUGGUCAAAACAUGUUGAUAAGUUUGACGACCUUUUUGAUCCCAAGAACAGAGCAGCAGCCUUGGCUUGCAGUUCAGAAAUGGUUCUUAACUCUCUUACAUGUGCCGACGAGUGUCUGUUCUAUAUGGCAGGUAUAAAGGAUCAGAGUGUCUUCAAUUUCGUUGCUAUUCCACAAGCUAUGGCAAUUGCAACCUUAGAGCUUGUUUUCCAGAACCCUACUAUUUUCGAGAAGAAUGUCAAGAUCACAAAAGGUGAUGCUUGUCAAUUGAUGAUGGAAUCUUCGCAGAAUUUGCGUACAGUUUGUGAUAUCUUCAAGAGAUAUACAAGAAGGAUACAUAAAAAGAACUCCCCCAAAGACCCCAAUUUCCUCAAGAUCAGCAUUGCAUGCGGAAAGAUCGAACAAUUCAUUGAAUCUAUAUUCCCAACCCAAGAUCCAAAGGUCAUUGCUUUGCAACAAGCCGGUGAAACAUCUGUGGCCGAUAAGAAAUCAGCAGUCGAGGAAGCAGAGGCCAAGAAAGAUGUUUUCUACCUCUUGAUGGCAGUCUUAGGGACACUAUUAGUCAUCUCUGGACUUAUGAUUGGCGCAGCAUGGCUAGCAGGAGCUAGGUUUGACGUCGCCAUAAACGAACUCAGGAAAGGAAACUUUAUACCCAAACACGACAUUGCUAGCCCGGAAUUAAAAAAUGUGGGACAUGAAUUUGAUCAUGCGGAACUCUAA
This is a messenger RNA of Sclerotinia borealis F-4128, 1452 nucleotides long. The record is from the annotation of a GenBank genome assembly. NCBI's taxonomy places the organism in Eukaryota, Fungi, Ascomycota, Leotiomycetes, Helotiales, Sclerotiniaceae.